AUGCCUAAAGUCAAAAGGAGCCGGAAAGCUCCACCAGAUGGUUGGGAGUUGAUUGAACCAACGUUAGAUGAAUUGGAUCAAAAGAUGAGAGAAGCGGAAACAGAACCUCAUGAAGGAAAGCGGAAAGUGGAGUCUCUGUGGCCCAUCUUCAGAAUACACCACCAGAAAACCCGAUACAUCUUCGACCUCUUCUAUAAACGCAAGGCCAUCAGCAGAGAGCUGUACGAGUACUGCAUCAAGGAAGGCUACGCCGACAAGAACCUGAUCGCCAAGUGGAAGAAGCAGGAAGAUGUAGGAUAA
Messenger RNA from Elephantulus edwardii (Cape elephant shrew), 300 nucleotides. RefSeq names its product protein BUD31 homolog. Gene Ontology annotation, cellular component: spliceosomal complex; nucleus. The record is from RefSeq and is a predicted model, not a curated record. The transcript has 2 exons. NCBI's taxonomy places the organism in Eukaryota, Metazoa, Chordata, Mammalia, Macroscelidea, Macroscelididae. The coding region runs from base 1 to 300 and encodes 99 amino acids. Gene Ontology annotation, biological process: mRNA splicing, via spliceosome.